Molecule: messenger RNA, 1407 nt
Organism: Trichoplusia ni (cabbage looper)
Lineage: Eukaryota; Metazoa; Arthropoda; Insecta; Lepidoptera; Noctuidae
Product: immunoglobulin domain-containing protein oig-4-like
Exons: 4
Coding region: 456-947 (163 amino acids)
Source: RefSeq, a predicted model, not a curated record
UACAUACUCAUUUAAUUUACUUAAUCAACGAGUAAGAGAUCAUAAAUCAAUAUUAAAAGUCACAGCUCUGAUAACCUUUCAUACUAUUGUUUACAGUUUGAGCAACGAAGUGUUUUCGGAAAGCAGAUAAGAUUAUUGAGCUUAGAUGUGUGAAAUUUCGAGGUCACACGAUAUCGUGAUCCGUUGACCCAUGUUCAAUAUAAAUAUCCCAUUUAGAGUACCGUCGUACGAAAUGCGAAAGGAAAUGACGAGUGUCGUAUAUCACAUAGGGGAGACAAGGGCCCUCCUGCUAGCAUCUCGUCAUUAGCCAAUUGAAAGAUUGGCGCAACAGGAAUCGCCGACACCACCAGUUGCACUCGGACCCCGCACAAGAACAUACCAGAAUACUACCAUCAGGAGUGUGACGGGCUUUUUGUAUGGGAUUAUAACUGUGUUGUUUACUUUUGUUCGUCCAAAUGUUAGUUAUGAAAGCGAACGUGUUUCUGGGCCUGCUAAUACUAUUCACGUUGCUGAUAUGUUCGACAGAUGGCCGGCGAGGCCGCACCAGGAGCAGGACCAAGUCAAAGGUGCAAAUUGGGUUGCCUAUCACCGGAAAAUAUAGGGAUCCCGAAUCUGAUCAGUAUUACAACAAUAAUGACGGUGCUAAAAUCCUCCUUGCGUCUCACUUCGACCUUGAGUACGUAUUGGGGCAUAAGAUCGCUUUCCUGUGCAUCGCGAAAGGGUCACCUAGACCCCACAUCACGUGGUUCAAAGACGGAGUGGAAAUUUUCGCCCAUCACUAUCUGCAUAUUCACGAGUGGCCUAUCGGCGACGACCGUGUGAAGUCUAAGAUCGAGAUCGACCCGGCCACACAGAUGGACGCCGGCGUGUACGAGUGCACGGCAGACAACAUGUACUCUAUAGACCGACGCUCCUUCAAAACUGACUUCUCCAUCGCUUUUGACUGAAAUACUCUCUAUGUAAAAACACACCAGCCCGCUUACAAUCAUCUCUUGAACUUGACUAUUCACGUUAUGGAAGUAAGACGCAUUUAGACGAAGUGCUGUCUUCCUUUCAAACCAGUCUGUCUUUAAGAGCUCGUAGUAAGCGUUUCGGGUUGCUUCAUAGCUUUCUAAACCGACUGAAACGAAUUAACUUAAUACAUUUAUUUUAUUAUCGUUGUUAUUUUCGACGAAAUUGAAACGCUAAUAGUAUUUUCAAUAGGUCGUGAUGCGUUCAUUGUCGUAUGAAGCAAACUCGCUUAUAAAUUUGUCUGAAUUAAAAUGAGAAUGAAGUCAUCCUAUGACAUAAUUAAACUAUAUCGGCUCGUCUAAACACUGGCGUGCAUAGUAAGUUGAUAGUUGAUAAACACUAUUAUUACUGUAUGAGUUAUAAUAAUUCAUGUUUAUUUAAUAAAUUGCCUAAAUA